This is a messenger RNA of Mus musculus (house mouse), 2382 nucleotides long. It is a transcript of the gene Gsdmc, whose product is annotated as gasdermin C. Gene Ontology annotation, biological process: transmembrane transport. NCBI's taxonomy places the organism in Eukaryota, Metazoa, Chordata, Mammalia, Rodentia, Muridae. The record is from RefSeq and is marked provisional. The transcript is spliced from 12 exons. Gene Ontology annotation, cellular component: cytosol; plasma membrane. The coding region runs from base 270 to 1676 and encodes 468 amino acids.
ACAGUCUUUUGAAUGGUGGCUUUGAGCACUGGUUCUGAGCUCAGAGCUUAGUUCCUGGAGAACAGAGUUCAUCCCCGAGCUUACCUGGCCAGAAUACUGCAUUGAAAAUUGACUCGGACCUGCUAAAAGGAAGGAGACAGUAAAGAGAAUCACGUUGAUUUGGUCCUGGAUUUCGUACAAGUUAUACUUGGAUUAGAAGGUCCAAGGACUAAGGAGCCACAUUCAAUUGCACUUUCUCUAGAGGAGAUAACGCAGCUUCUGCCUGGAACAUGUCCUACACAUUUGACUGGCUUAGCAAGGAUGUGGUUAAAAAGCUUCAAGGAAGAGAUCUGAGGCCUGUCAAAUGCCUGUCAGAUGCAACCAAAUUCUGCCUGUUUAACAUACUUCAGGAAACUUCUUCCCGGUUGGCUUUGAAAACUGAAUAUAUUCCAGUUGGAUUUACCCUUCUGCAUCUCUUGGAGCCCAAUAUUCCUGUUCCAGAGCCUGAAGUGUCAGCUCCCAUCCCCCUUAAACACACCAUAUCCCAGAAACUGAAGGCUGACCUGGAUGUCGAAACCAUUGCAGGAGGAGAAGCAGGGUUUGUUAAGUCCUGUGGAUAUGACAUCGAGGUUCAGAGUAAGAGCAUCCCAAAUCCAAAACUGGAAAGUCUUCAAAACAGAAAACUGUUGGAUCAGUUGCCCACAUUUAUGAAGACUUGCUGGAAGGAUGGAAAGAACCUGUAUGUGGUGACAGAGGCCUAUGAAGUGACCAAGGAUACUGUGCUGGAAGGCACAAGCAAUAGCAAAUUUGCAAUCAAAGGGAUCAUCAACCAGCUUGUCAAGGUUGGAGGCAGUGGACAGUGGCAAACAGAGAAAACAGAUUCAAUACCUAUCCAAAAGGGUUCAGUGUUGGCCUACAAGAAGCAGCAAUUGGUCAUUGAGGAUAACACUUGUGUUAUUCUCACUUCUGCUAACACUAAGAAGAAGAUGACCUUUCCAAUGAGAUUUGUGGGAAUGUCUGGACAUCUAAGAUAUCAGGAUCUAGUCAUUGAGACAGGCUCGUGGAUAAAUGACAUCGAUCCAAUUGGAACAAUUAAGGAGCCCACCCAUCUAGAUUUCAUGUGCCUACAAAAUGAAGUUUCUGAACAAACACGGCUACUGGCUGAACUCUCAAAGGAUGUUCAAGAAGUUGUGUUCUCCAGUUUCCUGCACAUGCUCUGUGACAGGGAUGUUCUGUAUGACCUGAUGAAAAUGCUGGAGUUGAAUCAGUUGGGGCAUAUGGAUGGCCCAGGUGGCAAAAUCCUGGAUGAGCUUCGAAAGGACUCGAGCCUUUCAUGGAUUAACCUAAAGGACCUCAUUCUUUAUCUCCUUCAAGCCCUGAUGGUGCUGAGUGAUACCCAACUCUGUCUGCUGGCCCUGUCUGUGGAGAUGCGGCUCCUCCCGCACCAAGUGGAGCUGGUAAAGAGCAUCUUACAGCCAAACUUCAAGUAUCCCUGGAACAUUCCCUUCACACUCCAGCCUCAGCUUCUUGCCCCACUCCAGGGUGAGGGCUUGGCCAUUACUUAUGAAUUGCUGGAGGAGUGUGGUCUGAAGAUGGAGCUGAAUAAUCCCAGGUCAACUUGGGAUUUGGAAGCCAAGAUGCCCCUGUCUGCUCUCUAUGGAAGCCUGUCAUUUUUACAGCAACUUUCAGAAGCCUAACUCUUCUUCCAAGCCCAGCCUCAGUCCUGGAUACAUUUGAGAUAUUGCACCAUAGCAUACACAAGAGUUGUGAUUUGAGUGCAUGCUUUAGGCUGGUGGGAAUAAAGAUGCUACGGCUCCUUUUUUUUUUUUUUAAAGUAUUAUUGAUUCACAAUUAUACAAAUAAUAUACUUGGAUCAGAUUCUACCUACCCCCAUUGCUUCUUUUAAUCCACCCCUUCCAAGUUCCUUUUUCCUCAACAACUUCUCAUUCAUCAUUUGUCUGUUUGUUUGAUGCUAUGCUACGUUUAAUUAGGGUUGUUUGCAUAAGUGUGUGAUUAUUCAUUUGAGCAAGAGUAGCCUUCCAGAGGCUACCUCCUGCCAGCAGCAUUGAGAGCCUAUAGGUGUUUUAGGGAGGGUGAGUUUCUUUUCCAUUCAUGUGGAAUGUUGGUUGGCUUGGGUUUGCUUGGUCUUGUGCGGGUACCCAUUGCCACUUUGAGUUUAUGGGUUUAGCUAUUCCAUAUCCUUACCACGUCUAGGAAACAGGAUGUUGUUAUCUAUCAAAACUAGUCAAAUGGUAUGCUAAAUAAAGAUUUAGAUGUUUUCUCUAUAUAAAAGGAUAUAUAUUUUACUUUUACUCAAUUGUGUGCAUUUUGAGUUGUUCUGGGUGAAAGGUACUGGUGCCAGUAACUUUGAAAUGCAUCAGCAAUAAAUUGGGAUGUUUUAUG